Marasmius oreades (fairy-ring Marasmius) is the source of this 901-nucleotide messenger RNA. RefSeq lists its product as uncharacterized. Gene Ontology annotation, molecular function: phosphatase activity. Bases 58 to 813 code for a protein of 251 amino acids. The transcript is spliced from 6 exons. The record is from RefSeq and is a predicted model, not a curated record. Lineage: Eukaryota; Fungi; Basidiomycota; Agaricomycetes; Agaricales; Marasmiaceae.
GGACCGUGGGUUCCUCCAACCACAACGUCCGUCAUCGUCAUUUGUCUGUUUCCUGAAAUGUCUUCAGCUCCUACACGCCGUGUAGAAUACGUCUUAUUCGAUUUAGAUGGCUUGAUGAUAGAUUCAGAGAAAGUCUACACAGAUGUCACUAAUGAUAUUCUUGGACAGUAUGGAAGGGAAAUGACAUGGCAGAUUAAAGCUGGGUGUAUGGGAAAGCCGGAACGGGAAGCUGCCAACUACCUUCUGUCGUUUUUCCCUGACAUCGAUUUGCCCUUGGAGUCGUACCUUCAUCAGCGUAACGUCCUUCAAGACCAACGCUGGCCUACCGUGCCUCUUCUCCCUGGCGUUCGCAAACUAGUCCUUCAUCUGAAGAAACAUAACAUACCCAUCGCGGUCGCCACAGGCUCCCGACGACGCAACUAUGAAUUCAAAACCGGACAUUUGGGAGAAGUGUUCGAUUUAUUUGAUGGCAAGAUUGUCUGUGCCGAUGACAAACAAUGGGAUCUGAAAGGGAAACCCGAUCCCGAUAUAUUUCUAACAGCGGCAAGGGAAUUACUGGGGAGAGACGUUGGGCAUCCUCGAGGCCAUGCAGUAACCCCAGUACAACUCGAGCAAAGAAGUAGGGGACUGGUGUUUGAAGAUGCGAUACCUGGGAUGCAGGCCGGAAAACGAGCAGGGAUGUCUGUAAUUUGGGUCCCUGAUUACCAGCUCCUCAAUGUCCCUUACGAUGGCAUAGAGCGUCCCGAUGAAACACUGAAGUCGCUCGAAGACUUUAUACCAGAGAACUGGGGACUUCCGCCCUACUAUACUUAGUUAUGUGCCGUGAAUUGCACAGGCUAAGCUUCUCAACGAACCAAGUCCGUGUUUUAGAUCAAGCAAAGAAUGCAAAUGUGCGAUAUAG